Lethenteron reissneri (Far Eastern brook lamprey) is the source of this 4100-nucleotide messenger RNA. Its product is annotated as mirror-image polydactyly gene 1 protein-like. Lineage: Eukaryota; Metazoa; Chordata; Hyperoartia; Petromyzontiformes; Petromyzontidae. The record is from RefSeq and is a predicted model, not a curated record.
GGAACGCGCAGGUGAAUCAGGAGCUGCGGGAGAGGCUGAGCCCUCGAUCCAAGCCGUCAGCGCGCAAGGCCGAGCGGGAGAUCGCGUCGCACCGGCAGUUCGCCCGCGAGCUCGCCGCGCUCGCUCUGCCGACGAUCGCGGCCUCGCGCAUGGAUCCGGAGACCACGGAUAUGGGGAAGUCAUUUGGCGAUGAGGAGGGAAGCGUCGGCGCAGCGAGUGGUGGAGCAGCGGACCCACUGGAAAAACGGCCCAACUCUGGUUCUUCAUCUUUGGAGGAGGAGGACGAGGAAAAUGAGGAUGUGGAGGAGGAGGAAGACCGCAGUAUUUCUUCACCGAGUUCCGGCACUAACGAAUCCCGGCUACUCUCACCGGCGCCGUCAUCCGUCCCUCCGCGGCCGCUCCCAAGAACCUCUCUGCAGGCGAAACGGUCUCCCACCACCCCGGACUCGAUUCCCCGGCUGCCUGCCAGCACGACGACGACUCCUUCGGCUGGCUUCACCGAGUGCCCGUGACGACCCCGAGGCCCCGUCCGGCGGAGAGAGCCGCUGCAACGGUUUCCCGUCGCGCCACAACGGGCAGGCGGGCUCGGUGGUGACCGUCGGUCCUGCUGCGCCAGGCAAACUUUCCCUGCGGAAUCCGCGCAGCCUGCCCUCCGCGGGAGUGCCGGUGGGCGACGCGGCGUCCGCCAUGUCUGCCGUCACCGCCGCGCGAUCGUCCAUCUUCAGCGGGAGCCACGCUGGUCCCCUGGCCGAGCCGGGAGGACACCACAAGCACGUCCCGCUCCUGCUGGCCGAGUUGGAGGCCGCGUGGGAACUCAACAAGCAGCUCCAAGAGCGUUUGGGUCGCGCCGAGCGGGAGCUGCAGACGAUGGCCGUGGACGCGGAGCUGCGCGAGGAGGCCGAGGAGGCGCGCGUCGCCGAGAGGGCGGCCGCGCUGGUGCAGGAAGUGUACGCGGCACAGAGGGAGCGAGACGCCGCGGUGUUGGCACGAAUGCGCUUGGCUCAGCAAGAGCGCGACGAUGCACUCCUCCGUGCGCGGCAGAUGGAAGAGGAGCACCUCCGGUCUGAACCCCAGGAGCUCACGGACUCGGAUGUGGCGCUGGAGGAGCUGCUGGCGCGGAUCGGCAGCGCCGACUCGGGUCCGGCCAUCGAGCAGGACGGCGCCAUCAUCGUGCGGCGCAUCGCCCGGGCACGCGAGCGCUCGCGGCGAAUAACCGCUGAGGAGAUGCGCGCCGUGCUUGCGGAGAGGGACGGCGCCCUCGCACGGUGUGCAAAGCUGGAGGAGGAGCUGGGGAGGUUGAAGGAACAGAACGUGUCGCUGGCCAACAACAAGCGCAACUCCGCCUGCGAGGGCAUCCCGGACCGAGCCAUAAAGGCUCAGCUCGUGGCCACGCAGCAGGAGAGGGACAUCGCGUUGUCACGCUGUGACAAGCUGGAGGAGGAGAUCCAGACGCUGCGCGUUUACUACAGCCUCCACAAGUCUCUGUCCCAAGAGACGGGCAGCCUUGGCGAGCGACGCGGCGGCAAUAACAGCCACGACGGCAACCACCACGGCAACCACGACGGCAACCACGGCAACUCCGACAGCGGCGGCAGCGCCGGGUCGCGCUCGCCGGACGGGGCCAAGGGUCCCGCCGCGGCGGGGUCGGCGCACGGGGAGGUCGAGCGGGGUCAUGGACACCCGCCGGACGGGCGGCUGCAGGAGGCUGAAUCGGAGCGUGACGCCCUGCGGGCCCGGCUGCUGCACGCCGAGCGUGACCGCGCCGUCGCCGACGACAAGGCGGAGAGGUUGGAGAGAUUGGUUGGAGUUCUGCGCAAAAAGCUGGCUCAUCAGACGUGACGUGACAGUGAUGUCAUCUGCACCAGCAUCAACAUCAUUAGCGGUGGCAUCGUUGCUGCCAUCGGCUGGACCCUGAGCAUCAUUCAUCAUCAGCAGGAGUAUUAACACGCCAAUGUAACUGGCGUUAUUAAUGCCAGCAGUACCAUUGGUUUCAUAAUCAGCAGUGUCUUAAUCAUCAGUAGCAGUAGCAUUGCGUUGAGCAAAAUCGUCAUCGACACCAAUAGCAUCAUUAUCAUAAGCAGCAGUAUUUGCAUUAUCAUUGCGAUCAUCUGCAAUAAAAGCAGCCUCAGGAAGCAGCAUCUUCAUCAUUAGAAUCGUCACCCCACCACCAUCAGCAGCAGUAUUAUAGGAUAACCGUCAGCAUGGACAGAAUCAUCAAGGGCAGUGCUAUCAUCAUCCUCAGCAAGGAGUAGCACCAGCUUCUAGAAGCUGUAUCAUCUUUGUCAUCAAGAGCAGUGCCAUAAUUAUCAACAGCAGCACAGUAUUAGCAGCAUCUUUAUCAGCAGCAGCAUUAUCAGGAGCUGUGUCAACAUCAUCGUGAGGAGUGGGUCUAUAAUCUUAGCUCUGAUCAUCUCUCAUCCUCCACCCUACUGCGUGUGACAUCAUGGAGGGUAAUACCUGUCUGUUGCUGCUGAGGUUGCACACAACGCAGUGCAGAGAUGGGAUGUAACCCGAUUAAGUAAUCGAUUACUCUCCCGGUUAUCGUUUCGAUUAACUAGGCUAAUCGGAUAGCGGUUGUAAAAUGAAAAGGUUUCACCGCCAUUCCAACAUGUGCCGAAGGACGGGUGGUGAGGGGCUCGACUUGGGUACGAAAUCGGCAUCGUCACGCCAGGCGUGGCUCGUGGUUGGGUGGGUUUACCUUCAGGAGACGGGAUAUGUUUGGGAGAUGGUGGGGAGGGACCUUUUUUUAUUUAUUAUAGUAGCCAGAUUAAUCGACCACAGAAAAAAACUAGUUGAUUGCAAUUUUUUUAUUGCUUCAUCAUCCCAGCUCUAAACCAGUGUUGGCAGCUUAAGGGCCGAGCAGUAGAUUUUCCUGUCCGCCAUACGUUUUUAAAUGCUGCAAACAAAGAAUUUCAGGCACGGUGUAGCCGCGGUUGUGGGUUAGCCGUGUGUGUGUGGAGGUGUAACGAAGAAUCCAUGCACGCGUCAAAAAUAUUGUGCAGCAGUAAAGAAUUUGGUGUUUUUCUAUCCGUUGCGCGGCGCGUGUACGUAGCGGAUUUAACGUCACCCCCGCUUCAGCUAAGUUCGCAAGAAUGUAAAGGAAUGUUUCUCGAAUCGAACCGCGACGCCGAACAGCGACAAGUGGCGGUGGCUAAUUGUCGUUUCACCGCUGUUGGCGGUCGAUUCGAUGUUUGUGAAGCGAGAGAGGGGGGGCUUGCCUUCGAGUUAAAAGGGUCGAUGAUGUUGAAUUUGCUGUAUUCGAGUGUUGUUACAAGCGUACGAUGCAAAUGUUUUAUUUCAGAAAUUUUUUGUACACUUUACAAAAAGAGUAAAGUCAAACAGUAUUUAAUUGUAAACACUCGGGAGGCUGGGUGGCCAGUGAUAAAAAAAGUGUUUAAUUAUGAAUAAAAAAUUAUUAUUGGUGAAGCCCCCUUUGUUUCAUCCACUGCUGGAUUAAGGCCUGUCCAUGUCGGUGACAUGCGAUUGGUUUGACCAUACUUCACCACGCUGGUCAGUGUCGGUUGGUGCAGGCAAGUGUGGGGGGAGGGGGGGGGCGAGGACCAGGACAGGCUCAGAUUUGACUCCCCACUGCUGAUAGUCGUGGGCGGGAAUCAAACUCGGGGUUUCACCGAAUCCAGAGCGCAGUGCGCUAACCACUGUGCCACCACUCCGCAACCAAAACAUUGUAUGUUGAACUUCUUUUGCACCGUACAUAGCCAACCGUGCUAAUCGGAGGUGCCGGAAACAUGUAUUUAAUCACCACCAAUUGUACGUCCACAUUAGUUUGCGAUUCACGUGUUUUUUUUAUACUUUAUAUAUAUGUACACAAUGUUUAUUUAAACAGCUUUUUUAUCAAAGUCCAGCGAGGGCAGACAAUGAUCGCGACCGAUGAUGAAAACCGCUCUAAAAGUAUUCAUUUUAUGAUAUCGAAUUUAAUUGACGGUCACAUGGGGUGUGCACGCGCCCGUCUUAAUUGUGACGUACGUAUCGAUGUCUUCAGUCACAUGGCGAGUGUGUGUCAUAAAAUCAGUCGGUUGUAGACUUCAGUAUUUAUUUUGUCGUGAUUGCUAACCUGCAAUAAACUAUUGCCGAGUUUUCAA